Messenger RNA from Nelumbo nucifera (sacred lotus), 1478 nucleotides. RefSeq names its product Arp2/3 complex, 34 kD subunit p34-Arc (gene DIS2). Gene Ontology annotation, molecular function: actin filament binding; structural constituent of cytoskeleton. Gene Ontology annotation, biological process: actin filament polymerization; Arp2/3 complex-mediated actin nucleation. Lineage: Eukaryota; Viridiplantae; Streptophyta; Magnoliopsida; Proteales; Nelumbonaceae. Gene Ontology annotation, cellular component: Arp2/3 protein complex; actin cytoskeleton. The record is from RefSeq and is a predicted model, not a curated record.
AAUGCCACGAUUAAUUGCAACCCAAGAUUUCAGAGAGAGAGGGAAGACAGUGACGAGGACAAAGACAGAGGAGAAGCAUAGUAUUGGGACUCCAUUAUAUCCCACGAGAAAUCAUCAGAGAUGAUGCUGUUACAGUCUCCGUCCAGAUUUCUCCUGCAGAUCUUGACAGAUCAAGUGCAAAAUAUAGAGAAAGGAGUUGAUCUGGAUUUUCAUUCUGUUGAAUUUGAUGAUGUUCGCUACCAUAUUCAGGUGUCUACGAAGUCUCCUCAAUUUGUGCUUUUAUCAAUGUCAUUACCUACUCCACCGCCAGAAACUGUUUUCUUUGAUGGGCUUCCCCUUGGAGCCAUAGAAGCUGUUAAAGCAGCAUUUGGUCAACUGGUGCAGAUUCAUGACCCUCCAAAAGAUGGGUUUAAUUUGACAAUGAAAUUCAAUUUGUCAAAACUUCCACCAGAAGAAGAUCAACAACAUGCUCUUUUGGUAAAGAUAGCAUCUGUUAGAGAAGUGGUCCUUGGAGCACCCUUAAGAUUGAUUUUAAAACAUCUUUCUUCAAGGACAGUUGCUCCUGAUGUAGAUCAGCUUGUUGCUCUUGUACAUCGGCCUAAGGAGUCCUUUUUUCUUGUACCUCAGGCAGAUAAGGUGACAGUGGUAUUUCCUAUGAGAUUCAAGGACCCCAUAGAUACUGUUCUGGCAACCUCCUUUUUGCAGGAAUUUGUGGAGGCAAGACGCACAGCUGGACUCAAUUAUGCCCCUUCUUGUUUGUGGUCUCCAACUCCUCCUUCAGAACUGCAAGCAGCUUCAGCUCAAGAAUUAUCUGCUAAUGCUGGAUUUGUUACUUUUGUUAUUUCCCCCCGCCAUGUUGAAGGCAAAAAGUUGGACAGAACUGUUUGGAACUUGUCAACAUUUCAUGCAUAUGUUAGUUAUCAUGUAAAGUGUUCUGAAGGUUUCAUGCAUACCCGAAUGAGACGUCGAGUGGAGUCAUUGAUUCUUGCCCUGGAUCGUGCAAAACCAGACAUGGAUAAGUCAAAGAAAAGCACAAGAAUCAAAGCCUUCAAAAAACUGACACUUGGGGACUCGCGUGGUAAUUCAAAUUCGUAAGGUGGCGUUGCAUGCUUUUGAGGGUUUCAGAACUGCUAGGACGGAAGAUGGAAUUUUCAGGGUUUGCAGUCUUGGAAUGGAUUUGUGCGCGUGUUUUUCUCAUUUAGUGCUAGGUGGGUGUAAGAGCAAUGGGCGGAACUAUUUCACUGCCGGAAGAGGUCCUCAUUCUAGACUCUACAUUGUAUCCAUCAUUUCAUUGCAGUCAAAACAACCAUUGAACGCAAUCUGAUUUUCACUAGCUGAUUUUGUAAGUAUUGCAUCAUCAUCUUCAUCCAUACCUUAUUCCAACCAUAUGGAGUUGGCUAUUUGGCCAUUCUAUUCUGUUUAAUGCCAUGUCCAUUGAUGAAUUAUUUACUCUCAAAUCAUUUUUUACUGCUUGGACC